GGGAGGUCGGUCUGUUACCUGACUUUUAUCUGUUUGCGAUUCGAGAGUGAGAGAGAAAGAGAUCUGCUUUAGGUUUUCGUUUCCAUCGUACUGAAAGGAAGCGUCUUUCUUCUGAGUGGAGGCUUUCAACAAAUCAUGGAAAUAGACGAUGAUUACGUGGAGUAUGUUCCAGUGGCGAAGCGUAGAGCGAUAGAAGAGCAGAAGUUUCUCCAACGGAAGGGAAAAGUGUUAGAGCUGGAGGAAGAAUCCUCGGAGAAGGAGAAGCUCGCCGAAUCCAAACCUAGCUUGCUCGUCCAAGCAACUCAGCUCAAGCGCGAUGUACCCGAAGUCAGCGCCACCGACCAAAUCAUCCUACAAGAGAAGGAGAUGAUGGAGCAUCUCUCCGACAAGAAGACCCUCAUGUCUGUUCGUGAGUUAGCCAAAGGUAUCACUUACACGGAGCCUCUUCUAACAGGCUGGACCCCUUUGCGUAUUAGGAAGAUGUCGAGGAAGCAGAUGGAUCUGAUCAGGAAGCAGUGGCAUAUCAUUGUUAGCGGUGAAGACAUUCCUCCUCCCAUCAAGAGCUUCGAGGAUAUGAAGUUUAAGAAACCUAUUCUGGCGACGCUCAGGGAGAAAGGGAUAGUGCAGCCGACUCCUAUUCAAGUUCAGGGUCUUCCUGUGAUUCUGUCUGGGAGAGAUAUGAUUGGGAUUGCCUUCACCGGUUCUGGGAAGACGAUGGUUUUCGUGCUUCCGAUGAUUAUGAUUGCUCUCCAGGAGGAGAAGAUGAUGCCUAUUGGUCCUGGAGAAGGUCCCAUUGGCCUUAUUGUCUGUCCCUCUAGAGAGCUUGCUAGGCAGACUUAUGAUGUUGUUGAACAGUUUGUCGCUCCUUUGGUUCAGGCUGGUUACCCGCCUUUGAGGUCUUUGCUUUGCAUUGGAGGUGUGGAUAUGAGGUCCCAGUUGGAUGUUGUCAAGAGAGGUGUUCACAUUGUUGUUGCUACCCCUGGCAGGUUGAAGGACUUGCUCGCCAAGAAAAAGAUGAACUUAGAUGCCUGCAGGUACCUGACACUGGAUGAGGCAGAUAGGUUGGUUGAUUUGGGUUUCGAAGAUGAUAUCAGGGAAGUCUUUGACCAUUUCAAGUCCCAGCGUCAAACACUUCUCUUCUCUGCCACUAUGCCCACCAAAAUUCAGAUCUUUGCCAGAAGUGCUCUGGUGAAGCCUGUGACUGUCAACGUAGGAAGAGCUGGAGCUGCCAAUCUCGAUGUCAUCCAGGAGGUUGAAUACGUCAAACAAGAAGCAAAGAUUGUUUACCUCCUCGAGUGCCUGCAGAAAACCUCUCCACCGGUUUUGAUUUUCUGUGAGAACAAGGCUGAUGUUGAUGAUAUCCACGAGUACUUGUUACUGAAAGGAGUGGAAGCAGUCGCUAUCCACGGAGGAAAAGAUCAGGAGGACAGAGAGUACGCCAUCUCUUCGUUCAAAGCCGGGAAGAAAGACGUCUUGGUGGCGACUGACGUUGCUUCCAAGGGUCUCGAUUUCCCUGAUAUUCAGCACGUGAUCAACUACGACAUGCCUGCGGAGAUUGAGAACUAUGUGCAUAGGAUAGGAAGAACAGGACGGUGUGGGAAAACUGGGAUAGCAACAACGUUUAUAAACAAGAACCAAAGCGAGACCACGCUGCUGGAUCUGAAACACUUGUUGCAAGAAGCUAAACAGAGGAUUCCGCCUGUCCUUGCUGAGCUGAAUGAUCCGAUGGAGGAAGCAGAGAGCAUUGCGAAUGCAAGUGGUGUCAAGGGUUGUGCUUACUGUGGGGGUCUGGGACAUCGUAUUAGAGACUGUCCAAAACUUGAGCAGCAGAAGAGUGUGGCAAUAUCAAACUCCAGGAAAGACUAUUUUGGCUCUGGUGGAUACAGAGGAGAGAUCUAAUCUGUGUUCCAAUCUUGUAUCCCUUUUGCAAGUUCUUAUGAUCUAGCUGUCACUGACUUUCAUAUGUAAAAGGUGACAAACGUAUAAUGUGUGUUUUUGAAAGCGACCUACUGUGUUACAAACUUGCAAUAGAUAUUUGUUUCUUCA
This is a messenger RNA of Raphanus sativus (radish), 2046 nucleotides long. Its product is annotated as DEAD-box ATP-dependent RNA helicase 35. Gene Ontology annotation, molecular function: ATP binding; RNA binding; zinc ion binding. Lineage: Eukaryota; Viridiplantae; Streptophyta; Magnoliopsida; Brassicales; Brassicaceae. Gene Ontology annotation, biological process: mRNA splicing, via spliceosome. The record is from RefSeq and is a predicted model, not a curated record. Gene Ontology annotation, cellular component: spliceosomal complex.